AGACACAAUACACGGAGGACAGGCGCGCUGAUCUGCAGAGAAUAAAGACGAGUUGAUCAGCCAUGGUGAAAGGAGACGUGAACAAACCCAAGGGGAAGACGUCGGCGUAUGCGUUCUUCGUGCAGACAUGUCGCGAUGAACACAAACGCAAGAGUCCCGACGUGCCCGUCAACUUCUCUGAGUUCUCCAAGAAGUGCUCUGAGAGAUGGAAGUCUCUGAACGCCUCCGACAAGGUCAAGUUUGAGGACAUGGCCAAAGCGGAUAAAGUUCGCUAUGAUCGGGAGAUGAAGACGUACGUGCCGCCCAAGGGUGUGGGAAAGACUGGCAGGAAGAAGAAGGACCCGAAUGCCCCUAAACGCCCACCAUCUGCAUUCUUCGUCUUCUGCUCGGAGUAUCGGCCCACAGUGAAGAGCGAACACCCCAAUCUGACCAUCGGAGAAAUUGCCAAGAAACUGGGAGAGUUGUGGUCAAAGCAGAGCAGCAAAGACCGCGCACCGUUCGAGCAGAAGGCUGGUAAACUGCGCGAGAAGUAUGAAAAGGAGGUGGCAGCAUAUCGUGCAGGAGGCGGAGCCUCUAAGAGGGGGCCGGGCCGACCGACGGGUUCAGUUAAGAAAAGCCAAGCGGAGGCAGAUGAUGACGAUGAUGAAGACGAGGAUGAGGAGGACGAGGAAGAUGAUGAGGAAGAGGAGGAUGAAGAUGACGAGUAGAGCGUGACUUAGCUCCACUGAGCGGCGGUUAUCGGGGGGUUUUCACUAUGUACAUGUUUAACAAUACAGCAAUAAAAAAAAGUUUGUUUUUGUUUGUUUCUUUUUAGACUUGUUGUUAUUUUUGUACACGCCUAGCGGUUGAUUGUAGACAUUCUUCUUUUUUUAUAAUAAAAUUUUAAUUGGUUUGA
Messenger RNA from Danio rerio (zebrafish), 895 nucleotides. RefSeq names its product high mobility group box 2b (gene hmgb2b). Gene Ontology annotation, cellular component: cytoplasm; chromosome; nucleus. Lineage: Eukaryota; Metazoa; Chordata; Actinopteri; Cypriniformes; Danionidae. The record is from RefSeq and is marked provisional. Gene Ontology annotation, molecular function: DNA binding.